UCUAUCUUUAAUUUAUUUUUUGAUAUUUCUUACAUAUUUUUCUUAACACUUUCAAUACAGUUCACUAGAAGCUGAAACUGAAGGCUCCAAGAUUUUAGAGCAUAUUAAAACAUGCCUUAGGUACUUAUCAAGUUUCCAUGUCAGUGAAGUGGAUGAAAAAUUACUCCAAUGGAUCAUGCCAGCAUUAAAGAAUACUUUACAAAAGGCAAUUGAUGAUAAUUUUUUAUUAUCUGAUACAUGUGAAGAUGACUUCGUUCUAAAUAUAUUAAAGCAAAAUUUAGGGUUGCUCUUGGAAUUGGUUCAUAUUUUAAAAGAAGUUUUGGAUUUUUUUGCUGCACAAGGUGAAAUUUGUUUGGUAGAUAUUAAAUAUACAGCUAUAACAUCAAUUGAGAUAAUAUCAUCAACAUAUGAUCAUUGCAGAAACAGUUCUGAAACGUAUAAAGUGAAUUUUAAUGAAGACUUGUUAGACAUAUUUAAAGUAAUGCAAGAAGUUCAUUCUAUAUACCUUCAGAUUUUUGAUACCAGUGUUAUACUUUCUGAAGCCUUACAAGAUGAUACAGAAAAAAAUAUUUUGUUAAAAGUUUUAGACAAUUUAUGUACAGUUAGCCAGAAUUUGUUUUUCCUUAACCUAAAGCUACUAGCAACAAAUUGGAAAGGAUAUAUAGGAAUUGCUCAGAAAUUUCUGGAUAUAUUGAAAGACCAAUUGGACUUGAGGAAACCUAUAGGUUGUCUAGCUUCGAUCAUUGAUGAUAAUUUAUCUUCCUUAAAUGACCCUGAAAACAUAAAGACACCGCAAAUCGUACAGUUAACAGGGUUUUUGGUCAAAGUGAUUCUAAAAUUAUUAGAUAUAUUUUGGGAUUCUAAAGAAAAAAAUGUCGACAUGAUCAUGGAAUUCUGCUGCUCUAUCUACAGUUUUACUCCCCAUAUAUUUUCAAUGUUGGAAUAUCCCCUUGAAAUUAUCCAAUUAAUAGAUGACACCAUAUUUGCUCAUAUGAAACCAUUUGUAUGGAAAUUUAUGCAAGAGGAACAGUUUUUGCAGGGGUUCCAGAGUAAGACAUCUUUAUUAAAAAAAUUCCCUUUUGGACUUCUUAAUGUCCUAAAUGUCUGUUUAGAAGGUGUUGUAAUGGUUGAAAAUAGUCUGAAAAUAGAAUUGGAUAUUCUGAUUAGAUUAAUAUUCGAGUGCUGCAAACCAUGUUUUAAGGAAUAUUUUUGGCCAGAAAAUAAUUUUGAUGAUUUAGUUGUACAUAUCGCCGCAGCCGUUAUAACUCACGACAUAUUUUACGCAAAAAUUGAAGUUAUCUUACUCGAAAAUAUUUUACAAGAAGAAAUAUGGACGUACCUUUUAGCUACAGAAACGUGGUGUCUCAUAUUAAGGAAUUCAAACCCCCGAUUAUGCGCAGAUACGCUCUUAAACCUAGUAAAAAUUUAUGAUCAAUUGAAUUUCGGUGUCAACACUCACAGAUUGGAAAAUAUUUAUUUGAUAUCUUUCAUGCGACGAGUUUUCGGCCUAUUACCGGAUUUUUCAAAAUCUCAAAUGAGUCGGAGCGUGUACGCUUUUCCCAGAGUGUGGAAGAAAAUUGGGUUUCAACAUUUUAAUUUGCCAAUGAAAAAUAUUGUAGAAGACGUUCAGUCGAAAACUAUAGAGAGCUUUGAAAAUAUCGGAAGAGAUAAUUUUACCACGGAGGAUCUAAUUAAUUUGGUCGGAAAUUUAGAAGCCCUGUCAACUGUAAACUAUCAGGAGCUUAAUUUGUCUCAUGUGGAUUUAGUGAACACAAUAGCAAGCAUAUUGGAGUUACCAUUGCACAAUAAUACUAAUGAUACAUUUAAAUAUUUUAUCGCAAGCUUUUGUAAAAUAACGAAUAAUUACUUGACGGAAUUCAACAAUAAACAAUUAUAUACGAUAUUAAACCAACUGGCACUCCUCUCAUCGAAUGAAUUCUUCAAAAUACACGUAUGUUUUGCACUCCGAUCGUUUUGCUAUGUAAAUAAAAACAAGUUAUUAGGUCAAGAUGGCCGUAGAAUUUUCGGGACAAUUGUCACCAUUUUAUCCAAUUUACUUAACUCUAAUAACGUCGUUAAACAGACUGUUUUAGAACUUUUAGAAGUGCUCGUACAAAAUGGAAAAGAGGAAAUCGUCAAGAACACUUUAAUGAACUGUGGUAACAACGAGAUAGUGGAGUUGGUUUCAAAUUUUUUGAGAAAAAAUGUAGAAAAGCAGAAAUUUAAUACAAACUAUUUUAAUUCCAUCGGAGAAUUAAAAUAUAGACAUAACUGCGUUAUGAGGACACAUACACACACAGCUAAAAAAUUAAAGUUAGAUAUUGAUGUACCUCAUCAAAAUAGAGAUAAUUGUGCCUUUAGAAAAUCUGUACAAAACGUUGAUCCUAUUCAAGUUAACAAUAAUAUAGAAGAACAGACUGCAACUCACGCUGUUAAACUUAGAGAUUACAAACAUAGGCCGAAGUCAAAAAUGGAUCCUCCAGUGGUAGCUGUCGAAGACUCCAAAGGAAAUGAAGAUGAUGGUAUAGAUGAAGUAUUGUGUAGGAUUAAAGGAGAAAUAAAAUGUUUAACGAGAGCCUUAAAGACUGAAAAGUUGUCUUCAAAAAAUGUUUCCGAUUUAAAAAUUAUUACAAGUCAAUUAUCAUCGUUAAUGUAAUUUAUUUUUGUUUUUAUUUAAUAAAAUAUUUUUAGAAUUUG
This is a messenger RNA of Diabrotica virgifera virgifera (western corn rootworm), 2697 nucleotides long. RefSeq lists its product as uncharacterized. The transcript has 12 exons. NCBI's taxonomy places the organism in Eukaryota, Metazoa, Arthropoda, Insecta, Coleoptera, Chrysomelidae. The coding region runs from base 176 to 2656 and encodes 826 amino acids. The record is from RefSeq and is a predicted model, not a curated record.